AUGGGUCCGGAGGAGACAACGGGAGUUGGGGAUCGGAUCUCAGCGCUCAAACGGAAAGUGGAGAAGAUUAAGAGCUUUCUAGUUAAGAUGGAGAAAUUCCUAGAUGACAAAGAUCGCCUAGAGAAACAGAAUCUCGGUGGAAAAGAGAAGGAGGAGUCGAGUGUUCUAGAUGAGCUGCAGCAGUACCUGCGAGACGCCAAGGUUACUAAGAACCAGAAGGAGGAAAUUCAAGCCUCAAGAGCGAUCGCGAGCCAUGCCGGAGGAUCUCCGGAGAGUAGUGAUCCGAUUCUGGAGCAGAAUCAGUUGAUGACUUUUCCUGAGGAGAAGAAGGUCCCUGUGUUUGUAUCGGAGAAAGUAGCGGACGAAAGAGGUAUGCCUAUAUCCGUAGAAAAUCUGUUAUCAGAAGAACAAUUGGGUGACCAAAAAGAGGCAGAUGCUGAGAGGACUAAACCUGCCUGCCAACUGUUUGAUCAAAUGAUUGUGAGAGGAAAAGUGGUAACGAAUAAGAGAAAGAAGAAGAGAUGGAAGGCAUCUCUGGAGAUUCAGGAGGGAUUAGAGAAACAUUUGAGUUCUGAAGAGAAAGAGAGGACAUCUCCUAGCUGGAUAGAGGUCAGAAAUAGGUUUGGCGCUAAGGGAAAAAAGAGAGUUGUCAACCAGGAUAUGUAUGCCUGCCAGGUGCUCGAUAAAACGUCCAUGGUACAGAAAAGGGCAACGAGAAAGAAGAAGAAGAAGUUCACAAAGGUUAAGAGGUCUAAAUACAAAUGUGGAAAAGUGAAUCAGGAGGAGUACAAGUUCAGAAGGCAAAACAACAAGGGUUUAAUGAAACAAUGUAAGCUAGUGAACUAUCUUGUUUCUUACAUCCACCAAAUCUUUGGAACAAGGUUUAGGAGGAGGAUUACAAAGAAAAGGAAGAAGAGAACAAGGCUGGAGGAGCAUGAGAGAGAGGUAAUCAAGCAUGAGUUGGUGUUUGCAAAGCUGUUCUGGGGACAUAAGGCAGUUUUGAAGAAGCUUGCAAGGUGGAAGAAGCAUAAAUUCAAACAGAAACACAACGAGCAGAAGGAAGAGAUCAAGGCAACGUUGUUGAGACAACAGAUUGUAAACCUUUGGAACCCUAAGCUUGAACCUGAACUUUAUAGAAGGGGAUUCAACGAAUGGUUUAAGAAAAAGCAUGGCUAUGAGGGAGCUUACUUAAGGGAUGAUAGAUUGCUGCAGCUAAGUGGUCUACUGAUGCAGAAGAGUAAGUUGUUAGCUGCCAAGACGAGAAAGAGAACAAAGUCGAAGUAUAAGCGUCUAGCUAAGAAGAAGAUGUUUUGGACUAGUGGAAAGAGACACAGAUUCAGACACAAGCACAAGAAAAAGGAGGGAAUGAACGAGAAAUUCCCUUGGCUCUGUGAGAUGUGGCUGCUACGAUUUACCCAAAGGAGAAAGAGGAAAAAUAAAUACGUGGAGUCACAGAAAAAGACAAGGAAAACACUCUGUGAAGUGGAGAUUAUCUGUAGCUGGGAGGGAUUGGUGAAGCUUGAAAAGAUUACAAAAAAUGGUAAUCCCUCUAUCUGUCUGAAAAAUGGUCUCUGGGUUAGUUUUGUGCUUAACAAUACAGAAAUUAGUCUGCUCAAGAGUAUGGAACGCAAGCAUUUUCAGUAUUCAGAAAAAGAAGCUUCUCAAGGCAAAGAGUUGAUUGAAAGGAGAGACUUCAAACGAGUCUCUGCCUUAUCCCUUGGUAAAGGAGGUGGAGGAGUUCUCAAAUUGCAACAGUUGACGCUAGGGAAUGGGAAACAGUUGGUUGUCAUGAAGGAAUCAUAUGGGAGUCAUGGAGAUAGCUUUGUAAUGAGUUUCCUCGUCUCUUAUAUAUUCACUACGGUUGCAGUGGAGUGCAAAAACAAGAGUCUGGUUUGGGAUGAGUUUGAUAUGGAGAGACAUGAGCGGGAAAGUCUGGUGAUAAACGUUGAAGCUAUCGUGCACACCUGGAGAAGUCACGUCCACUCAUAUGAUCUGCUUGCUUGGGUUUAUACUUUGGAAGCGAAAAACAAGCAUGAACAAGCUGAAGAACUACUGGAUAUUCGAACAGCUGCAGCACAAGAAGGAGGAAGGUUUUCCAAGACCAACGACAUCUCAAAGAAGCUGCUUUAUCAAGGAAUCAAGAACAUCGAGGAGCUUCUGUUGCGGAGCGAGUCGAGUGGAUCUAGUGGAGAUAAGAAAUGGAUGGAGUUCAGGGAGAGGAUGACAAGAUUCUUGAAAACCGCUGGAGAGGAGAUUCAGGCGAUCAAAACACAGGAGAUUUCAACGCUCUCUGCAUUGGAAAAGGUGACAGAGCAUUUCCAUGGAGAUUCUUACAAGGAAGGUCACACGUUGAGAAGUUUCAUGGUUGUGAGAGACUUCCUGUCCAUUCUAGACAAAGUGUGUAACGAAAUGGGAGACCGGUUCUCAUCGUAA
Microthlaspi erraticum is the source of this 2433-nucleotide messenger RNA. The record is from the annotation of a GenBank genome assembly. Lineage: Eukaryota; Viridiplantae; Streptophyta; Magnoliopsida; Brassicales; Brassicaceae.